AUGAAUCUGAAAUGCCCUACCUUAGGUGAUUUCAAGUGGUACAAAGACAUGUACUUCAGCAAAGUUCUUAUUAGAACAGAUAGUUCAUUGGAAUUCUGGAAAGAGAAUUUCGUCAAUGGACUACCAAAACACUUCUCAAGGAGGAUCAAAGAUGGUCUUAAGACAAAGUACAAUGGAACAAUUCCAUGGCAAACUUUGUCAUACGGAUCCAUAGCAUCCGUCAUCAUAGAAGAAGGACUCAGACUUUGUAAUGAGUCAAAGAUUCAAAACAAGCUCAAUUCUUCGAUAUCAAACAGAAAAGAGCUUGGAAGAUUUUGCGAUCAAUAUGGAUGCAAGGGAAUAGAAGCUCCCUCAACCUCCAGACGAAAGAAGGUUAAGACGCAUCCAAAACCUUAUCAUUCAUACAGGCCUAGAGAAACAUAUCUGAAUAAACCCGUGCAGUCUCAGAAGCCAAGAUAUUCAAGAAGGAAGUAUAUUCCUACAAAAACCCAUAGAGGAAAGAAAAAGCAAACUUCCUUCAAAUGUCGUGAAGAAGGACACUAUGUUAACAAGUGUCCAAUCAGAGGAAAGAUCAAUGAGUUGGAUAUAGAUCAAGAGCUGAAAAAUCAGCUAUUACGACUGACCCUAACUGACUCAGAGCAAUCAAGCGAGGGAGAAAUCCUCGAACUCCAAAAAGAAUCCGAUUCAUAUUCAAGCACAGAAUACGAAUCAGAAUAG
Messenger RNA from Cucurbita moschata (crookneck pumpkin), 717 nucleotides. RefSeq lists its product as uncharacterized. Gene Ontology annotation, molecular function: zinc ion binding; nucleic acid binding. The record is from RefSeq and is a predicted model, not a curated record. NCBI's taxonomy places the organism in Eukaryota, Viridiplantae, Streptophyta, Magnoliopsida, Cucurbitales, Cucurbitaceae. The transcript has a single exon. The coding region runs from base 1 to 717 and encodes 238 amino acids.